Penicillium vulpinum is the source of this 1371-nucleotide messenger RNA. RefSeq lists its product as uncharacterized. NCBI's taxonomy places the organism in Eukaryota, Fungi, Ascomycota, Eurotiomycetes, Eurotiales, Aspergillaceae. The transcript is spliced from 3 exons. The record is from RefSeq and is a predicted model, not a curated record. The coding region runs from base 1 to 1371 and encodes 456 amino acids.
AUGGAGACGCGAGAGGAAAAGCUAGCUUCUUGGGCUGAACCUUCUAUUACCUCAUAUCAAGGCCUCAGGGUCUUGAAAGGCUCGCUGUCGCUUAAUCUAAACGAGUUAGGGAAUCGCAUGCGCAUAUUGGAGGACAGAAUCCAAUUCAAUCAAAUUGAGGACUGUCUCCUAAAUACCCAGGAUGAGGGUAUAGUACGCGACAAUGUUGAUAAUCCAAGUCUAUGGCACUUCAAAGCGAUAUCUUUCCCCCGAAUCCGGCCCGGCAGACUUGUAUUAUCCGUUCCCAAGCAGGCCUUCCAGAAGAUCCAAGACUCGUGGAAUCUUCACCCACGCACAAUCGAGAUAUUCCUGUCCAACAAUGGAGUUCUGACGACACUCCACUCCUCCGGACGAACCUCCCUCGUCAUGAAAGUAGCCAAUUCGCGCACAACAGGCUUCGACUGCGUGUCAGUAACCUGUGACCCUUCUCAUCGCACAACCUAUGUCUUAUACCACCAUCUCUUCGAUGAAGAUGCCGUCUUCAACACCCUGCUCUCGACACCAGAACGAUGCAUCGAUUCUCACUUUUUUGUCGCUGCCCUCUAUCGCUCGCACCAUCAACGUAUUGAACUAUACCGCAAUACCAUUGAUGAUACAAUCCAGGGAAUUGAGCGACAAACGGGCUUUGGAAACCCGGGGAGGUUGGAUCAAGGGCGUCGUCCUAGCAUGGACGAGUAUCCCGCCCUUGACGAUCCAAAAAAAACAAUUCAACAGCUGGGCUACUGCCAAACGGAUCUUGCAAUUAUUGGACACGUUGGACGAUGUUGCUUAGAUUGCGGAGAAUGGCUUGUCCAAGCUAUCGACGGGAGGCUUCUAGAUGAGCAACCCUCACAUGACGGAGGGAAACAGAGCAGUAGUUCCAAUCCCCAGCAGCAAAGCCAGCAGUUAUCGGAGCACCUAAAGGCUAUACAGCGGAUGGUGCAGCAAAUGAGUGACAGAACGCAGAGUCAGACUAGCUAUAUGCUGGGUGUUAUCACGCAAAGCGAUGCCGAAUACACAGCCGCAAUAGCGAUAGACGCGAAGCGCGACAGUAUAGCCAUGAGAACAAUCUCUAUUCUUGGCAUUGUUUACUUGCCAGCUACGUUUGUGGCUACUUUGUUCAGCAUGGACAUGUUUACUUGGGGUGGUACUAGCAGUGAAGAACCAUCUUCUCUGACAGCAUCGCCGAGUAUCUGGAUAUAUUGGGCAGUAGCCGUGCCAUUGACAGUUAUAACCAUACUCGUGUGGAUUCUUUGGUCCAAGAGAGAAAACCAAAAGAGCAAUAAGCGAUUGAUGGUUUCUCGCAUAAAGGCGUCUGAAGCCGAGAGCAUGUCUAGUGACAAGAUGGUAUAA